This is a messenger RNA of Trifolium pratense (red clover), 4798 nucleotides long. Its product is annotated as ABC transporter B family member 1. Bases 565 to 4557 code for a protein of 1330 amino acids. Gene Ontology annotation, molecular function: ATP binding; ATP hydrolysis activity; ABC-type transporter activity. The record is from RefSeq and is a predicted model, not a curated record. The transcript is spliced from 10 exons. NCBI's taxonomy places the organism in Eukaryota, Viridiplantae, Streptophyta, Magnoliopsida, Fabales, Fabaceae. Gene Ontology annotation, cellular component: membrane. Gene Ontology annotation, biological process: transmembrane transport.
GUUGGUCAAAAUUAAAAUCUUAAAACUUUCACACAACAGUGUACCUUGUCGGGUGGAAAAUCAAAUCUUUAUCUCUCGAAUCCAUUCUUUCAAACUUUUUCAUCUCUGUCUAGGUUCUCACCACCCUCCACCUAUCACUUUCGGUGUUUUUUACAUUCUAAUUAAGAAAGAAAAAAAAAAUAACAUUAACCCACUAACGCUUUUUUUUCUUCUUCACUCUUCACACUUCACACACAAUAGAAGAAGAAGAAGAAGAUAAUACUAAUAAAGUAAUCUCAUAGGAGUGAGUGAGUGAGAAGAAGAAUAUGCCAACAACACUCACCCCACCAUCACACAAAACAAAACAAUCAAUGAACAAGAUUUACUAUUUAUUAUAUAUAUAGAGAAAGAGAGAGAAAGAAAAAAAAAGUGAUAGUAGUAGUAGUAAUACAAAACUUUGUUCAGAUCAGAAACAUGAGAGCAGAAACAAUAAACAAGUGUGUGUGUGAAUAGGUUGUUUUUUUGGGAACUGGGAUUUUCUUAUUUUCUUAUUUAAGUUAAGAAAGUUUUAUUUUUUAGUAUCAAAUGUCAAAAGAAUCUGAAGAAAUUAAAACUAGUGGUGAGCAAUGGAAAUGGUCUGAAAUGCAAGGUCUUGAGCUUGUGAAUGAUGAUAACAAUUCUGACCCUUUUAAAGGGAACUUACCAACAGUAAUAGAAGAGGGUGUUUCUCAGAAUCAAGUUCAAGUUUCCAAGGAAAUGGUGGAAACAUCAGAAGCUAAGAAAGAGGAGAAGGUUGUUAAGAGUGUUCCUGCUGUUGGGUUUGGAGAGUUAUUCAGAUUUGCUGAUGGGUUGGAUUAUAUUCUAAUGACUAUUGGAACUGUUGGAGCAAUUGUUCAUGGUUGUUCUUUGCCUAUUUUUCUUAGAUUCUUUGCUGAUCUUGUUAACUCUUUUGGUUCCAAUGCUAAUAAUUUGGAUAAGAUGACACAAGAAGUUGUUAAGUAUGCAUUUUACUUCCUUGUGGUGGGUGCUGCUAUUUGGGCAUCUUCAUGGGCAGAGAUUUCGUGUUGGAUGUGGACCGGAGAGCGUCAAUCAACAAAGAUGAGGAUCAAGUAUCUGGAAGCUGCAUUGAAACAAGACAUUGAAUUCUUUGACACCGAAGUUCGAACUUCUGAUGUUGUUGCUGCAAUCAACACUGAUGCUGUGAUGGUUCAGGAUGCCAUUAGUGAGAAGUUGGGAAAUUUCAUUCACUACAUGGCUACUUUUGUUUCUGGUUUUGUUGUUGGAUUCACUGCUGUUUGGCAAUUGGCUUUGGUUACCCUUGCUGUUGUUCCUAUGAUAGCUGUUAUUGGAGCCAUUCACACCACUACUUUGGCUAAGCUCUCUAGUAAAAGCCAAGAAGCUCUUUCUCAAGCUGGCAACAUUGUGGAACAGACGGUUGUGCAAAUCCGUGUAGUGUUGGCUUUCGUUGGUGAGUCUCGAGCACUACAAGGCUACUCAUCAGCCUUGAAGGUUGCUCAGAAGCUUGGCUACAAAACAGGAUUAGCAAAGGGAAUGGGAUUAGGUGCAACUUACUUUGUUGUUUUCUGCUGCUACGCGCUUCUGUUGUGGUAUGGAGGCUAUCUUGUAAGGCAUCACGAAACCAAUGGAGGACUUGCCAUUGCAACCAUGUUUGCUGUCAUGAUUGGUGGAAUAGGCUUGGGGCAAUCUGCACCUAGCAUGGCUGCAUUUACAAAGGCGAGGGUUGCUGCGGCUAAGAUUUUCCGGAUAAUCGAUCACAGUCCUGGUAUAGAUAGAAACAGUGAAUCAGGAUUGGAAUUGGAGACAGUUACUGGACUUGUGGAACUUAAAAAUGUCGACUUUUCUUAUCCAUCUAGGCCCGACGUUCUGAUCCUCAAUGAUUUCUCCUUGAGUGUUCCUGCCGGAAAGACCAUAGCUUUAGUCGGUAGCAGUGGCUCCGGCAAGAGCACUGUUGUUUCCCUUAUUGAGAGGUUCUAUGACCCAACUUCAGGACAAGUUAUGCUAGAUGGUCAUGACAUUAAAACUUUGAAGCUUAAAUGGUUGAGGCAACAGAUAGGACUAGUGAGCCAAGAACCUGCUUUGUUCGCUACCACGAUUCGAGAAAAUAUACUCUUGGGAAGACCUGAUGCAAACCAGGUUGAGAUUGAAGAAGCUGCUAGGGUUGCUAAUGCUCAUUCGUUCAUCAUCAAACUUCCUGACGGCUAUGAAACUCAGGUAGGAGAAAGAGGGUUACAACUUUCUGGAGGGCAAAAACAAAGAAUAGCAAUAGCAAGGGCAAUGUUAAAAAAUCCAGCAAUUCUUCUCCUAGAUGAGGCAACAAGUGCAUUGGACUCUGAAUCAGAAAAACUGGUGCAAGAAGCACUUGACCGGUUCAUGAUCGGAAGAACGACUCUUGUAAUUGCUCAUCGCCUCUCCACAAUUCGCAAAGCUGACCUCGUAGCUGUGAUUCAACAAGGAAGUGUUUUUGAAAUUGGAACUCAUGAUGAGCUCUUCUCUAAAGGUGAAAAUGGAGUCUAUGCCAAGCUUAUUAAGAUGCAGGAGGUUGCCCAUGAAACUGCUAUGAAUAAUGCUAGAAAGAGUAGUGCAAGGCCUUCAAGUGCAAGAAACUCAGUUAGCUCGCCGAUAAUUGCGAGGAAUUCUUCUUAUGGCCGGUCACCGUACUCACGUAGAUUGUCCGAUUUCUCUACAUCAGAUUUUAGUUUGUCCCUUGAUGCAUCAUAUCCAAAUUACAAGCAUGAAAAGCUUGCCUUCAAAGAUCAAGCCGGUUCCUUCUGGAGACUAGUAAAAAUGAACUCUCCUGAAUGGCUCUAUGCUUUAAUUGGUUCAAUCGGCUCAAUUGUUUGUGGAUCGCUUAGUGCUUUCUUUGCUUAUGUUCUUAGUGCUGUCCUCAGUGUCUAUUACAAUCCGGACCACAAACACAUGAUCCGAGAAAUAGAUAAGUACUGCUACUUAUUGAUUGGUCUUUCAUCAACUGCACUUAUCUUCAACACAUUGCAACACUUCUUCUGGGAUAUUGUCGGGGAAAAUCUUACGAAACGUGUGAGGGAGAAAAUGCUGACUGCAGUGCUUAAGAAUGAAAUGGCAUGGUUUGAUCAGGAGGAAAAUGAGAGUGCUAGGAUUUCUGCAAGGCUGGCUCUCGAUGCCAACAAUGUCAGAUCAGCCAUUGGAGACCGAAUUUCAGUCAUUGUGCAGAAUACUGCACUUAUGCUUGUUGCUUGUACUGCAGGUUUUGUGUUGCAGUGGCGUCUCGCCCUUGUCCUCAUUGCUGUAUUCCCUGUUGUUGUUGCAGCCACUGUUUUGCAGAAAAUGUUCAUGACUGGUUUCUCUGGUGACCUAGAAGCUGCUCAUGCCAAGGCCACACAACUAGCUGGAGAGGCUAUAGCCAAUGUAAGAACUGUUGCAGCCUUCAACUCAGAAUCGAAAAUUGUUCGCCUUUUCGCCUCCAACCUUGAAACUCCACUACAAAGGUGCUUUUGGAAGGGACAGAUUUCCGGAAGUGGAUAUGGAAUAGCUCAGUUUGCACUUUAUGCUUCUUAUGCACUUGGUCUUUGGUACGCUUCUUGGCUAGUGAAACACGGAAUAUCCGACUUCUCUAAAACAAUCCGAGUUUUCAUGGUCCUCAUGGUCUCUGCCAAUGGUGCUGCCGAGACUUUAACACUGGCUCCUGACUUCAUCAAGGGAGGUAGAGCCAUGAGAUCAGUUUUUGAUCUCCUCGACCGUCGAACCGAGAUUGAACCAGAUGAUCAAGAUGCUACUCCAGUUCCUGACCGUCUCCGCGGUGAAGUUGAACUUAAGCAUGUGGACUUCUCUUAUCCCACUAGACCCGAUAUGCCGGUUUUCCGUGACCUUAAUCUUCGUAUCCGAGCUGGCAAAACGCUUGCCCUUGUUGGACCUAGUGGCUGCGGUAAGAGCUCGGUGAUUGCACUUAUACAGAGAUUCUAUGAUCCAACGUCUGGCCGGGUAAUGAUUGAUGGAAAAGACAUCAGAAAAUACAACCUCAAAUCCUUAAGAAGACACAUUUCUGUAGUACCUCAAGAGCCGUGCCUCUUUGCUACUACUAUUUAUGAAAAUAUUGCAUAUGGCCAUGACUCAGCAACAGAAGCCGAGAUAAUCGAAGCAGCAACACUUGCUAAUGCUCACAAGUUCAUAUCUUCUCUACCAGCCGGAUACAAAACAUUUGUAGGGGAGAGAGGCAUUCAACUCUCCGGGGGACAAAAACAAAGAAUAGCAGUUGCUCGUGCUUUUUUGAGGAAAGCCGAGCUUAUGCUUCUUGACGAGGCAACAAGUGCACUUGAUGCUGAGUCAGAGAGGUCUGUUCAAGAGGCUCUAGACCGCGCUUCAACGGGGAAAACAACCAUCAUUGUUGCACAUAGAUUAUCAACUAUAAGGAAUGCCAAUGUGAUCGCUGUGAUUGAUGAUGGUAAAGUAGCUGAACAAGGUUCACAUUCACAGUUGAUGAAAAAUCACCAGGAUGGAAUAUAUGCGCGCAUGAUUCAAUUACAAAGGUUUACACACAAUGAGGUAAUUGGUAUGGCAUCUAGUUCAACUUCUUCAACAUGACCAAACAAUGAUUAAAAUUCUAAUCAAAAUACCAGCUAAAGGAAUAUAUGCCAUAUAUAUACACAUUUAUAAUUAUUGGCAUUUUUUGAAUUGAAAAUAGUAUAUAGUUUGUGUAUUAUUCCUACUCUUUCUUUUCAUGUCCUAUUAAAGAAUGUAUGUAUUUAUAUGUAUGUUCUUAUCUUUGUGAAUGUUACUAAGAAAAUGAAUGACAGAUGAAUUGAUGCUCAUCAUCAUUAAUUUA